AGUUGCGAGCCCGAAACAAACGGAAUUAUUAAAUAACCAAGAUUCUUCAUUUCAUUGUUUAUGAAAGAUUAUGAAAGAUAAAAAUUUGUUGGUUGCAGUUACGUGAUUAUAUCAUUAUCAACCCUACGAUGGCCUUUUAUUCAAAUAAUGUGACGAAGGGUUUCUAGACAUAAAAACGAAUCACAGUGGAUACUGCAAAUGUUGAAUAUUUCAAUUAACUUUUAUUAAAUAUUGAUGACUAAAUGGCUUCUACGAACGAUUUUGGUCCUGAUUCUGGUGGCAGAGUAAAAGGCAUUACCAUAGUUAAACCGAUAGUAUAUGGCAAUGUGGCUCGCUAUUUUGGUAAGAAACGAGAGGAAGACGGGCACACGCAUCAGUGGACUGUUUACGUAAAGCCGUACUUAAAUGAGGAUAUGUCGACGUAUGUGAAGAAAGUCCAUUUCAAACUGCACGAAAGUUACAACAAUCCAAAUAGAAUAGUUACAAAGCCACCUUAUGAACUAACGGAAACCGGUUGGGGAGAAUUUGAGAUCGUCGUCAAGAUAUAUUUUCACGAUCCUAAUGAGAGAUCAGUCACAAUCUAUCAUAUUUUAAAGUUAUUUCAAUCUACACCUGAAAUUCAGCUUGGCAAGAAAAGUUUGGUUUCCGAAUUUUACGAGGAAAUUGUUUUUCAAGACCCAACAGCAUAUAUGCAACAUUUAUUGAGUUCUACGAGGCCUAUAACUCUAGGUGCUUGGAGACACGAUACCGAUUUCGAGGUAAAAAAAGAUGCAACCCUAAAUGCAAUAAUGGAGGCAAGGAAUAGAAUACGGUACGAGGUAAUAGAUCUUAAGGAAAAGCUGACUCUAGCCAAAGAGACAAUCGCUAAAUUUAAGGAAGAGAUUGCUAAGAUAUCUAAAACUGGUGGUUGCUUACCAGUAACUUAAAGACAUUGUGGCUUCUAUAAAUGUAUGUACAUGUUUUCAUCCUGUGAAUUAAGAGAAACACCGUGCUGCAGUAUUUUUCUCAGCAUAGAAUUAAAUUUAUAUUUCUCUUAACAUGGAUAAACUUUUUCAAUCAAUGUAUAAAAUAUAAAAACAAGAGAUAUUAAGUAAUUUGUACAAGGCAUAAGCA
Messenger RNA from Orussus abietinus, 1113 nucleotides. RefSeq names its product YEATS domain-containing protein 4 (gene Gas41). The coding region runs from base 243 to 926 and encodes 227 amino acids. The transcript has 4 exons. Gene Ontology annotation, biological process: regulation of DNA-templated transcription. The record is from RefSeq and is a predicted model, not a curated record. NCBI's taxonomy places the organism in Eukaryota, Metazoa, Arthropoda, Insecta, Hymenoptera, Orussidae.